AAUUGUGCGCCUGGCGGGAAUCUGGCGCUCUUUGCUUUUGGUGUUGUUUUCAGUUUAAACCCUUCAUAAAAUUUGGUCUUGUAGGUAAUGAAGCUUUGUUAUAUUUGCACUUCUGGAUGAGAAAACAUGCAGGCUUUUCUGAAAGGAGCUACACAAGGUGUUAAACCUCAGAAGGACAAAGCCACAGCUUCAGGCAGUGGAGAGAAUAAGCGACAGAAGCCAGUGCCUUGGGUGGAGAAAUACAGACCUAAGUGCGUGGAUGAAGUUGCUUUUCAAGAGGAGGUCGUUGCAGUAUUGAAGAAAUCACUAGAGGGUGCUGAUCUCCCAAAUCUUCUGUUUUAUGGCCCACCUGGAACAGGAAAGACCUCCACUAUUCUUGCUGCUGCCAGGGAGCUUUAUGGACCAGAGCUUUACCGACAGAGAGUGCUGGAACUGAAUGCCUCAGAUGAGAGAGGGAUUCAGGUGAUUCGGGAGAAAGUGAAGAAUUUUGCUCAGCUAACGGUGGCUGGUACGCGGCCGGAUGGAAAAUCAUGUCCUCCAUUUAAAAUCAUAAUUCUGGACGAGGCGGAUUCCAUGACCAAUGCGGCCCAGGCCGCUCUGAGGCGCACCAUGGAGAAGGAGUCACGCACAACCCGCUUCUGCCUCAUCUGUAACUACGUCAGCAGAAUCAUCGAGCCUUUGACGUCUCGCUGCUCCAAAUUCCGCUUCAAACCCCUCGCCAAUGAGGUUCAGCGGGAGCGUCUGGUGGAAAUCUGUGAGAAGGAGAAUCUCAAAUACAGCAAAGAGGGGAUUGAUGCGCUGGUCAAAGUGUCAGAGGGAGAUCUCCGGAAAGCUAUAACGCUUCUGCAGAGCACAGCCAGACUCAGUACAGAGAAAGAGAUCACAGAGAGCAUCGUCGUAGAGAUCUCAGGGGUGGUUCCACCCAAAGUGAUUGAAAAUCUGCUUCAAACCUGUUACAAAGGCAACUUUGAAAAAUUAGAGAUUGCUGUGAAGAAUAUGAUAGAUGAAGGCUACGCUGCUACACAGAUCCUCAGCCAGUUCCAUGACGUUAUUAUAGAGGAGAAACUGGGUGAUAAACAGAAGUCUGUCAUCACUGAAAAGAUGGCAGUUGUUGAUAAGUGCUUGGCGGACGGAGCUGAUGAAUACUUGCAGCUGCUGAACCUCUGCUCUGUGAUCAUGCAGCAGGCCACGCAGAGCGCCUGAGCUCACCACAGACCUUCAACACGUGCUCUCUAUCUCACAUAAAUUAGAUUUAUUUUGUACAUUAAAAAAUUGUAAUUAAAAAUGUUUUCUUACA
Pangasianodon hypophthalmus (striped catfish) is the source of this 1297-nucleotide messenger RNA. RefSeq names its product replication factor C (activator 1) 4 (gene rfc4). Lineage: Eukaryota; Metazoa; Chordata; Actinopteri; Siluriformes; Pangasiidae. Gene Ontology annotation, molecular function: ATP hydrolysis activity; DNA clamp loader activity; DNA binding. Gene Ontology annotation, cellular component: DNA replication factor C complex; nucleus. The transcript has 11 exons. The coding region runs from base 127 to 1203 and encodes 358 amino acids. Gene Ontology annotation, biological process: DNA repair; DNA-templated DNA replication. The record is from RefSeq and is a predicted model, not a curated record.